AUGCCCAGCAGGACCGGCCGCAAGAUGGACGGGGGCGGAGGCCGUGGCCGCCUGAAGGCGCACUACAGCGGGGACAUUCUGAUCACCGGCCCGGACUCCGCCACCACCUUUGACAAGCUCUGUGAGGAGGUGCGGGAGAUGUGCCACCUCCACCAGGACCACCCGCUCACCCUCAGGUGGGUGGACAGUGAAGGUGACCCCUGCACUGUGUCCUCCCAGAUGGAGCUGGAGGAGCCCUUCCGCCUGUCGUGUCAGCGCAAGGACGAAGGGCUCAUCCUUCACGUUUUCCCCAGCACCUCCGAGGAGCCAGGCAUGCCCUGUCCGGGAGAAGACAGAAGAAAACCUCGUGCCCACGAGCCGUCACAGCUCCUCCGCUCAGCUCCCGACAGCCACCAAACUGCGCCAUCUCUGAGGAGUUACCUGGUGUAGACAUUUCAUGUAAAUGGA
Molecule: messenger RNA, 447 nt
Organism: Balaenoptera acutorostrata (minke whale)
Lineage: Eukaryota; Metazoa; Chordata; Mammalia; Artiodactyla; Balaenopteridae
Product: protein kinase C zeta type-like
Exons: 2
Coding region: 1-429 (142 amino acids)
Molecular function (GO): protein binding
Source: RefSeq, a predicted model, not a curated record